UCUACGUUAGGUUCCAUGUUUAUAUAGUAUGUUGCUUCGAUAUUAUUAUCGAUGUAUUAUAAUAUUAUUUCUAGAAGCCAGUGGUGUGAAAUCAUAUAAUUGACAAUUCAAUGUGAAAUCGUGCAAUAGUUGGAGUUGUACAAAUUAUUUUUUUGAGUUGAAUAUUACACGAAAAUUAUACGUAUGGUUUUUGAAUUCUGUCCUAUGGAACAGGAAUUGGAGCGUGUAUAAGCAUAUACAAAAUUCCACAAAGCAUGGUAUCGAAUAAGAGUAAAUAUAUCUAGUGGCUACAUUUAGUUUACAAAAUUACAGCGAUUUAUAAUAGAAUAAAAUGUUCGUUAUAAAAAUAUUGACUUCGAUAUUCAUCAAAUGGUUGUGUUUAUGAACGCUCACUAUCAAAACACUCGAACAGCUUGAGCAUUAUUCCUUAUUUCAUGUUUGAGGUUUGAUCAUGAUUUCAAUUCCCUCAAUACCCUGUCGUGUAUGUAUGUACGACUCUUAGUGUAGAGCUCUUAACGCUGAACACGUGGUUAUUAAAAGUGAAGUCUGCCGACAGAAUUAUUAUUCAUCACUUGAAAGGUUGAUGACUAUAAUCUGCAAUUAAGUGAUUGUUUUUAAGAAGAAAUUAAAUAUUUUUAUCAAUUGAAAUCAAGGAAAUUGUGUUCAGAAUUUGAUAUAGUGAAACUCGCUGGAUUACUUUUGUAGGAAUUAUUUAUUUAUCCCAUAAUGAUGACAAAUCAAGUAAAAAAUUGUUACACUAGUUGCUGUUGCAAUAGAUUACCUCAUACAGCCGACUGGGGAAAGAAUGAGUUGAUAUGUUUUGCAUCUUAUCAUUCAGUUGUAGUAUAUGAUCCAAAAUUAAACAAUUACGGAUUAAUUUUAUCCACCUUACAUGGGCACAGUGAUAGAGUAAAUAGUGUAUUUUGGAUAAAGACUGCUCCAGGUAGAUCAGAAAAUGAAAUUGUGUCCGCAUCUUCAGAUGGGACGGCUAUUAUUUGGACUUUUACCAAUAAGGAGUGUACAUUGUACACAAAUAAAGUUCUGAAAAUGAAUCAAUCCAUCAGUUAUUGUGAUGCUAUUUAUCUUUCACCAUCAAAUUGUGAUAAAUUAAUUGUAACAUAUUCUAUAAAUGGCAACUUAUAUGUAUGGUUACAAAAAAGUAAUAAUGAAGCUGUUAUAAUUCAAAAGAUAACAUUUCAAAAGGCUAUAUUAACAGAGUUAAAAUUGACCCUUUUGCCAAAUAAAACAAAAGAUUAUGUGAUGCCUCUGCUGCUGGCAGCAACAGAUGAAUGCUCAAUAUCUUUAUAUUCAACUGAAUUAAACAUCAGCCAAAAAUCAAGCAAUAAAAUAUUCCAUGGGUUCCAGAAAAUUGAAACUCUUAGCGGAUACAAAUGCUGGAUUACUAGCAUUGAUACUAUUUACUUGGAUGUAAAUACUUUGAUGGUAGCAAGUGGUUUACAAAAUGGGAUGAUUUAUGUGUGGAAAAUUGAACUCAAUGAACAUGAAUCUCUCGUGUCAAAUGGUGUGAAAUUAAAAAAGCAGCAGUUUUUCUUAGCAAAACAAAAGUAUGAGAUAACUUUGGAUAGUAUACUAUCUGGCCAUGAUGCUUCAGUAAAUGGUUUACAGUGGAAUCAUGGAGUGGAUUUUAAUUCAACAUCAGAAAAAACAUUAAAAUUGCUUUCAUGUUCUCAAGACAAAACAGCUAUUAUUUGGAAAGAAAAUAAAGAAUGCAAAAUAUGGUCAGAUAUAGCAAGACUUGGAAACAUUAGUGAUAAUUCAUCAGAAUAUUAUUGUUGUAGAAUGAAAUAUGAUGGAAAAUCUAUUCUAAUUACUGAUUAUUAUGGGCAAUUGCAUUUAUGGGAAUACGAACCUGACUUGAAUGUAUGGAGACCUCGAGUAGCACCAGGUGGACACUUCAGCAAUGUCGUGGAUCUCUGUUGGGAACCAGAUGGAAGAUAUCUUAUAACAACAAGUUUAGACCAAACCACACGAAUUCAUGCCCCUUGGAAAUUAGAUAAUGGCGAAUAUUCUUGGCAUCAAAUUAGUAGACCACAAAUUCAUGGUUACGGUUUAACUAGUUUGGCUAUUUUAGGUGCAUUCAAAUUUGCUUCGGGUGCAGAAGAAAAAGUGAUUCGUGUUUUUGAGGCUCCUGAGGUUUUCAAAGAUUUUUUUAGAAAUUCAAAUAGUUUUCUACAAGGAUCGGUAGCUUCAACCUUGCCAGUAUUAGGUUUAACAAAUAAAGCUAUAAUUCAGAGUGAACCACAAGUAGAGUCAAAUUUAUUGAGAUUGAAUGAAAGAUUUGAUGAAGUAACUAAUUUCAAUGUCCCACCUUCAGAAGGUGUACUAGCUCAAUUUACUUUAUGGCCAGAAGUGCAAAAAUUAUAUGGACAUAAUUAUGAAAUAUUUGCAAUGGCUACUAGUAACAAUAAAAAAUUAUUAGCGACAUCUGCUAAAACAAAAUUAUCAAAGGAACAUUCAGCAAUAAUACUGUGGGAUACAUGUACAUGGUCACAACAUCAAAAGUUAAGUUCCCAUGAACUUACUGUCACUCAAAUUGCAUUUUCUCCAGAUGAUCAAUCUAUAGUUUCUGUUUCUCGAGAUAGGAGAUGGUCACUUUUUUGCAAAGAAAAAGAUAAGGAUACUUAUACACUACAAAAGAUUUCUAAUAACAAUUUUCACACACGAAUUGUCUGGUGCUGUGCUUGGACACAUGAUUCAGCUUAUUUUGCUACUGGUUCCAGAGAUGCUCAAGUUGGUAUUUGGGAUAAAAAUUCUAAAGAAUUCGAAAAUUGCUUACCAGUAGCAAAAUUAAAGUUUUCUAAGGAAGAUUCUAUAAGAGCGAUAGCUUUUAGUCAUACUUCAUUGCCACUUGAAUAUAUUUUAGCAAUUGGUUUCGAAAAUGGAAUUAUUGAUUUGCGAAAAUUAAUAAGAUCAAAAAACACGUAUGAGUGGAUUCCAAUUACUAUUUUAAGUCAAUCAAUAGCUCAUCAUCUUGCUAUAAGAAGACUUUCUUUUCGACCAAAUUUUACGAAAGAAAAAAAAUUACAAUUAGCAAGUUGUGGAGAUGACACUAUGGUAAAAAUUUUCGAUAUAUAUUUGGAAUGAUAAUGCUAUGUAGCAAACAUUUUUUAAUUUUUAUCAUUUUUUGAUUUUGAUCACUUUAACAGUGAUUUUGUACGUAAUAUUUGUAAUAUUAAGUAACUUAUAAUAAUGUGUAUGUCAAGAAUAAAGUGAAUUUCUAUUUCUAUGAACAAUUCGAAAC
This is a messenger RNA of Trichogramma pretiosum, 3262 nucleotides long. RefSeq names its product probable elongator complex protein 2 (gene Elp2). Gene Ontology annotation, cellular component: elongator holoenzyme complex. Gene Ontology annotation, biological process: tRNA wobble uridine modification. Bases 727 to 3105 code for a protein of 792 amino acids. Gene Ontology annotation, molecular function: protein binding. NCBI's taxonomy places the organism in Eukaryota, Metazoa, Arthropoda, Insecta, Hymenoptera, Trichogrammatidae. The record is from RefSeq and is a predicted model, not a curated record. The transcript is spliced from 3 exons.